Messenger RNA from Clarias gariepinus (North African catfish), 855 nucleotides. It is a transcript of the gene cd28, whose product is annotated as CD28 molecule. Gene Ontology annotation, biological process: regulation of T cell proliferation; T cell receptor signaling pathway. The transcript is spliced from 4 exons. Lineage: Eukaryota; Metazoa; Chordata; Actinopteri; Siluriformes; Clariidae. Gene Ontology annotation, cellular component: external side of plasma membrane. The record is from RefSeq and is a predicted model, not a curated record. Bases 26 to 646 code for a protein of 206 amino acids.
UGGGAAAUACCACCAGCAUUACACAAUGAUUGCCUUAGUUAUCACACUGAUCGUGGGCUUCCCUCUGGGGCAUGCUUUUAAUGUGUCUCAGCCAUACUAUGCAGUGGGAGUACAGGGGCAGGUUUCUUUGCAUUGCACAUUUAACACGAGAUCAAAACCAGAAGAAAUGCAAGUGUCCUUACUUAAGGGAAUGCAUGGAGAAGAAAGGAUCUGCAAUGCCUAUGUCAACUCCUCAAAGCCUUCCAUAGUAACAAAUGGUAGCAUUUACUGCAGAUAUAAUAGAAGGCCAGGCAGAGUGGACCUGACUGUCUUUGGCUUGAAGGGGGAAGACACUGAUAUCUAUCGAUGCCAAAUAGAUGUCAUCUUCCCACCACCAUACAUCCGCAGGAUUGGGAAUGGUACGCUGGUGUACAUACAAGACAGCCCAGACUGCCCCCCUGUACACGCACAAGCUAGGAUUCAGGAAACCCCCGAGAUCACAUACGAACAAACUCUUACAUUGCCUAACAUUCUGCUUUCUGCUAUUCUCAUAACCACCACCAUCACGCUCAUUCUCCAGGUGAUUAAAAUGGUCCUGCCUCAACAGAAAUCCAAUCACAGGAUACAAACUGUUCCACAGAAAGGCGAUUACAGGAUCUUUUGGUGAUUUGUACAAUAAUAAUCAAUGAUAUUCAUCGGAAUCUGCAUUAUGGAAGAAAUACCAUUAUACUAUAAUAGUAAUACAUUACCAGAAUUUUAUGUUUUACCUGAAGGUAGAUAAAUAAGUCAGCUUUUUGCACAGCUUCCUGUGCUGUUUCUUUGUAAUUUUCAGUGGAAAAGAAACAUUGCAUGUUUCCUAUGGAAGUGUUCCCAAUG